Molecule: messenger RNA, 2620 nt
Organism: Hippocampus comes (tiger tail seahorse)
Lineage: Eukaryota; Metazoa; Chordata; Actinopteri; Syngnathiformes; Syngnathidae
Product: zinc finger protein 408-like
Exons: 9
Coding region: 89-2542 (817 amino acids)
Biological process (GO): regulation of transcription by RNA polymerase II
Cellular component (GO): nucleus
Molecular function (GO): DNA-binding transcription factor activity, RNA polymerase II-specific; RNA polymerase II transcription regulatory region sequence-specific DNA binding
Source: RefSeq, a predicted model, not a curated record
CCGGACCAAUAGCGAUGCGGACAUUUGGCUAUUUUGUCUCUGGAUAACGUUAGACUCUUCACCAUACAUAUUUGAAGAAUUUCAAUGGAUGAUGGCCUCCUCUCUAGCGCCUUCCAUUCCAACUGCUCUGACUUCAUUUCUCUCUUCGUUAGUACCCCCUGGCUUCGCUGUGGGGCCUUCAAUGUCAUGUCAGGGAAGACUUGGACUGUGGUGGGUUGGUCGAGCUCUGCGGGUGGGAGAACUGCUGAGGAGGGAAGGUCAACCAGAAUGGGUACAGAAGUUUGAGACUGACCCACUAACUCCCUCAGACCUUACCAUGACAAUGGAAUCCAUCCAUCCAACAGACAGCACAAAAGAAGAGAGGGCACCUACGCAAAUAGCAGAGAACAAAGAUUUUCCAUGGCGCCAAGCUGUCUGGAUCAGCUUUGCCUGCCAGGUGCAAAGCAAAGCUGCGCACAAUGUAGCAGUGCAAUGUAUGUGUGCGGAGAUGUGUGUGGGCAUAUGCGUGAGUCUGUGUUUGCGCGUGUGUCAUGAGAUUCAGCCGGGAACGGAACUGCUGUUGGGUGAUGAAACUGAUGGAAGUAAGGAUGCAAGAAAGAGACUUGAUGCACAGAACAUCUCUGAAGGACAGCAAAGAGAUUACCCAGUGGAACAAUUAAGGGAUCCAGAAGUGGCUGUGCCCGACCCACAGACGACUGAGGAAAGAAAAAUACAUGACAAGACUGAUAAAGAGGAAAGACAAAAGAAGCAACCUCAUGACCGCUCCUUUGGUCCUAACAGAGGCAAACAGAAGGAAAGGAGCACCGCAGUUAACACUACAGCGAAAGUGGACAAUAUUGUUUUGACAUCAAAUGGCCCCAACAUCAGCACCGGCCUUGUCAUGGAUGCAGUUGACACUCUGUCAAAGUUGAACUCUCCUGAUAAGCAGAGAAUUUUAAGUCUCCCAGCUCGCCCUGUCCGCUGUAGCUCUCGUCUGGCUGCUAAACCACGACAGGUUCACUGUCAGACCAGCCGGGUAAAAAAACUCUCUGUCCACUCACACCCAGACAGACAAACAGACAUGCAGGAGAGUCUCACACAGGUUGCAGAGUCCUCUGCAGAAGCAAAGGUUUCCAUGGCAACAUCACAUUCUGAUGCUGUGGCUGUUAGAGCAGAAAAUGGGACAGUUGAAGCUCGCACUUGGUGCCCAGAAGUGAGGGAGAGGUGCUACAGGUGUUCCGAGUGCGGGAAGAAGUUCUUUCAGAUUGCCCACUUGAGGAAACAUCAGUUUAGUCACACAGAGACAAAGCCCUUCGCCUUUCUGGACUGUGGCCAAACCUGUACCUCUGCAGAGACCUUUCAGGCCCACCAGCCGAGCCAACAUCGGGAAUGUCCGUUUACCUGUCCUCACUGUGAUGAGACCUACGACCUGAAGCAGGAAUUCCAUAAGCACCUGGUCGUGCACACAGGAGAGAAGUCUUAUGUCUGCGAGCACUGCGGAAAAGCAUACGGACGUCGCUCGUCGCUGCGAAACCACCGCCUCCUUCACUGCAGCAGAUUGAUUUACCCACAGCUUCCCAAGUUACAGUGCACCCUCUGUCCAAAGCUGCUGGCAAACUCUGGUUCUCUGAGGAAUCACAUGAAACUUCACACAGGAGAGAAAUCUCAUGUGUGUCAGUACUGUGGAAAAAGUUUCAAUCAAAAAGGGAACCUAUCAAGCCAUUUGAGGAUUCACAAUGGGGAGAGGCCAUAUCCUUGCCCCGAUUGUGACCAAAGAUUCGCUCAGAAACCUGAACUUAGUCGCCACAGGCUUUCCCACACCGGAGGCAUGUUCCUCUGUAGUUACUGUGGGAAAUCAUUAAGGGACCCACAUACCCUCAAGUCGCAUGAAAGAUUGCAUACUGGUGACAGGCCCCAUCGUUGCCCUAUCUGUAAAAAAGGCUACACUAUGGCCACCAAGCUGAGAAGACACAUCAAAUCUUCUCAUGUGACAGAAAAGCCCCACAGCUGCCACUGCGGGGCUUCCUACACUCUGAGACAAAGUCUGCUGAGGCACCAAGCGCAGCACCAUUCACGGGAGGAAACACAGGAAGGGAUCAAGGAAGGAUUGAGACAGAAGGCUAAACCUGCCAUGCAAGAGUUGGCAGCAGCAAGCUCUCAACACACAAAGCCAGUCAAAGGAAGACCUAAGAAAGGGGAUGACAGAGUACAGAGAAGAGGACGAAGAAAGGGAGAAGAAAGUGUGACAGGCAAAACUUUAAGUAGAUCAGAGACCACAGCUGCUACCAGGGCAGAUGGAAAAGCUUCAAGUGACACCCAGCACACAGUUGUACUUGUUCACACCGACGAUACAUUUAUACCAAGCUAUGGCCCUCUGCUGCUCACCUCAGAUGACUUGCACUCAAGAACAGGAGAGGAGCUGGUGGAGGUGGUCAUAUCAGGAGGUGCAGAGCAGUGCAUUGUGGUCCAGGGGCAGCAGGCGGCAGGAGAUUUGAUGAUCAUACAAGAGGAGGAGGUCUGCUCUGUGGCCCAGACAGUUGAGAUAAACACAGUGUUGCUUUAAAUCAAUUUUAUUGUCUGUUGAACAACCUUCACUGGACAGAAACUACCUUUUGAUGUCAUAAAUUACUGUGUUUGACAC